Molecule: messenger RNA, 3219 nt
Organism: Anopheles funestus (African malaria mosquito)
Lineage: Eukaryota; Metazoa; Arthropoda; Insecta; Diptera; Culicidae
Exons: 10
Coding region: 478-2673 (731 amino acids)
Source: RefSeq, a predicted model, not a curated record
GCGAUAGGUAGUCGUGUACAGUCCGGCAUCCGAUUCGGUCGGUUUCGAAGGAAGGAACGGUUUUUGUCCCGUACUCCACGUCGCCCUGCAGCAGCGCUCCGCUAGUCCGAUACGCGUUGUGACGCUGGACGCUGGCUCAUGCUCGAACCAAAAACGUGGUUGUAUUUCGUCCUUAUCUCUGUGUAAAGCUGUGCGUUCAUCGCUAGGAAGCCGCAAGGGCUGUAACACUGGCUGGAAAGAAAACGCCGGUAGCGGAUCAGUGUUAUCAAAAUAGAACAAAGCAAAUUCGUGGCCAAUACGGGUGUGUGAGCAGCGUAUCAUUUUACACCCUAGCCAGUUUACCGCAGCUUGCCGCAAUCGGCCGUGGAAAUUCCCUUCAAGACGGUUAAAGUGUUCUAACAGAUGGUAUACGAGUAAUUUCGUACCAGUGUCAGUUUGUGUGCUUAAGCGAUAUAUGAGUGAAAGUUAAAUUAGAAAAUGGCCGGUAUACUUUUUGUGGUGCACAUUCCAUCAGCUCGUUAUGAGCGGGAGCUACGUCGCAAGGAGCAAGAACAGCUUGCCAAAACGACAACUGCCACCACGGAAGAUGAGAAGGACAGUGAGCGACCGUCUAGCAAGUUGGAGGAGAUGGAACCCUUCGUAACACCACAGCCCAAAAAAGCACCAUCAAAGAUUCCGAAAUCCAGCAAUGUCAUCAAACCGUCUGAUGAUGACAAUAAGAAACCGGACCCGAUUGGACCACCGGCGAUCAAGUUUAUCGAUCAGGAUGGUGAGGAGAUAGCUUCGCAGCCGGUUGAUGCUAAGGAUGACGAUGCCGACGAAGGAGAAAAGGGAAAAGAUAAAAAGUCCAACUUCCUGGCGGAACCGUUCGAUAGGGCGUCAGCACUACGCAAGUCCUGGGAUGGGUUUAAGGAUCUCAUCGGAUCGGCCCGUAAAGAGAAAACGGCUCGUGAGGAAGCAGCAGAAAAGUUAACCCUUACCGGUGACUCGUCGAUGGAAGAGGUGCUGAAAACAAUCAUCGCUGAGAAGCGCAUUCACACUGCGGCCUGGAUCGAAACUGAUAAGGGCAAUGGAUUUCACAUUAUGUUUUCGAUCGAAUCGGGUCCCAUGGGUGACGAUAUCAUCUACAUGCUUAGCUCGUGGGGCGUUGGCCAACGGUUCAAUUCGACCAUCUCGAUCACGUCAUGCACGCUGUACAGUCAACCGCCGGAACCGGUUGCCGAAGAAGCGGAAGAGGGAGCGGCUGGCGAACCAAAUAAAAACAACGAUGGAGGCGCGUGGAACACCUUCCUUUCGACCGUCCGGGCUCGGCUAAACGUUGCGCAGAUCGUGGAGGAAGUGAAGCAUGAUGCACAAGUGUCAUUUGAUUUCGUGUCUAUGCUUGCAGUCGCCAGUAUUUUAGCUGCGUUCGGUUUGGUUGAGGAUAGCUCCGUGUUUCUCAUCGCCAGUAUGCUGAUUUCGCCGCUAAUGGGUCCCAUUAUUGCGGUUAUUUUCGGGACAGUUGUCAAGGAACGUACUCUACAGUUGAUUGGUCUUAAGAAUGAAAUUAUCGGCAUUAUGCUAACCGUCACCGUGGGUUUUAUCUUCGGCUUGAUCGUAUGCAGCAUAGACGAACGGUACAGUGUUGGCGAGGGUAUUACGCAUGAAAUGUUGGCCCGUUGCGAAACGCACUCGCUCCUAGUCGGUAUUGCCAUUGCGCUGCCAUCCGGGGCAGCCGUUGCCAUUGCGAUCCUGGGUGAAAACAUUGGGUCACUCGUCGGUGUUGCCAUUUCGGCUUCGUUGCUCCCGCCGGCAGUUAAUGCGGGUGUACUGUGGGCUUUAUCGUGCCUGUACUUCCUAUUUGGAUCAGAAGAAUCUCGAUAUGGAACGCUCAUAAAAACGCAAAUCUAUUCCGAAAACCAGGGGCUCGAACUGUUCACUCUCGGAUGUAUGAGCAUGUCUUUGACUUUGCUCAACAUUUUCUGCAUUUAUCUGGCUGGCGUAGUGUUCUUAAUCAUCAAAGAGGUGGCACCGGUGGUACCUAAAGAUCAGAAGCAGUUCUGGAAACACGAUAUCAAGAUUGCGCGUGACUACAACCGUACGCUGCACACCAACGAUGGUCACUCGAUGAGCAAAAAUCUCAUGCAAGAGUUAACAACGCUGCACCACAACAAUGACACAACUGGUGGGCUCCGUGGUGACUACCUACUGAAUUCUGCCUCUAAAGGUAAUCAGAAUACCUGGUCGCCGCGACAUAACUAUCACCAGCGAGAUCACAGGCCCACGAUCCAGGAGCUUGAAGCGCUUUAUCUUAGCUUAUCGGCUAAUACAACAGAAAACCAGUUCCACUACUCAUCACACCAUGCCGGACCGCAUUUUGCACACUUUGAACGACUCUCAACCUCACCCACACAACACCGACGCAUGAAUCCUUCGAAUCCGAUCAACAUUCACGGUGGAAUCUCACGCCACAGCCGGUUCUCGGAGUCACUGCGUGGAGCAUCCGCACCAUUGUCAAAGAUACUGGAAGACGUUGCCGCUGGUACGUCCGGCGCAAAGGGUGAAACUAGUCACGGUGGACAUCAUGGUGAACGUGCUGGCAAGUCGACGAGAAGCUACGGUUUGCCGGGAUUCAAGCGCAGCUCCAAAAAGUUCACCGUUACCCCGGCUUACGAUCCGAUACAAAAAGAGUAAAAACUCCCGGGCAGAGGAAACGGGGAUCUUUAUCGGAUUUAUAAAAUGGCUGUUUUAUGUGAAAGCUGCUGAAAGGUGCGCGUCCAAGUUCGGGCCGAGUUGCAGCGGCGGCAGUUUUGGUAUUUUCUAGUUCUUAUUGUUUCGAUUUCUCGAUUGUGAGUGUUUGUUGUUAUUGUUUAAGUUUCACUUUUCUUUUCGUCAUCGUGUUUGUUUGUAUUGUGUCUCCACCGUCCACUAGCAACAGCACAAGUUUGUAAAUAGUCAUAUCGUGUAAGAUCGUGUAGUUCUUAAGCGAGCAGUAGUAAGAAGGGCAACAUUUGCCUGGUGGGUAGUCUGCAGAAAGUAAACGUGAUUAGGCAACUUGUUUGAGUCUACCAGCCCCAUAUGCAAAUAUGAAGGUACUGUACUUAAUCCGUUCAAUUGUAAGUGAAUGAGAAAGAUGCUUCCAAGCGCCAUCCAAAGCGAUAUGCUUAUCGUUGUAUACUGAUUGUAAUAAAAAAAAACAUGUGAGAGUGAUGAAGAUUACAAUCAUUCAUGAAGAUAGAA